CCUAGCUAUUUGUACUGUUUCCACCGUCAGUGCACCAGGAGAGAAAGAUUGUUUGCAUUGAAGAGCUGAGGAGCCCAUAGACAAGCGAUGCAGAGCCGGAGGCAGCAGGCCGUUGCUCACAAGGAGGAGGGGGACAGUGAUGCUGCGAGAUCCAUAACUGACACAUCCUGGUGGACCUCUCCAUCCACACUGCGAUGUGACUCGAACAGACCAUACUACACAUCUGACUCUGAAGACCAGGAUGAGCGACUUAAAGACAAGGCCUCAGAAGGCCAGGCCUCAGACAAGUGGCCGGGAUCGAACACACGGGGAAGAAAAAAAGGUAAAAAAGCACAGAGGCCACAAAAGACAAACCACACUACAAACCGCCAUAUCCUGAAGCUGCCUCCCAUCAUCAAGCACCUGCAGGUUUCAGAGCCGAGGAUCCUGUCGGCCGACCUGAACUGCAUCCGGGAGCUGAAAAGCCAGGUGUGGGAUCUGCAGCAGCAGCUGAGCGAAGCCAGGACUGAGAACAAGCUGUUGAAGAGGCUCCAGCAUCGCCACACGAUGGCACUGCAGCACUUCCAAGACUCAGAGGGCAGCGUCUCGCAGAUCCUCACGAGCCACAGGAACGAGGCCCGAGUCCUGCAGGGGACGCUCCAUGAGACCCGCAGCUGCCGCGACAAUCUGGCAAGGCAGCUGAAAACCACAGAAAAUAAGUUGCUCAGCAUAAAGGACAGAUACCUGCACCUACAGCUGCUCAGCCAGGAUCACAGCCUGCUGGAGAGGGAGGACCUCACCUCAAGGCUGUGCAGGGCUUCUGCAGAGCUGGAACACAAGGACAAGAGGAUACUGGACUUGGAGAGGUAUCUUAAAUUGUGCCAGGCCUCAUUCCAUCGUCAAAUAGUCACUGAACAAAAGAAGAUCAGCGAGGAGAGAAAGAUAUCCUGCAAUCUGCAAGAGCACACCCAUCAGCUGAACAGGGAAAUUCAAGGGAGAGCGAGAGAACUGGAAACACACAAUAUUUACUCUCACAGGUUUUUAAAAGGACCUUCCAAAAAAGUCCGUGAAAGCAAGAUUGUUCAAACAGAUGAAUUAGUCCUUCUCCCCAUUGUGGCCGUGAGUCAUUUGGUGUUGGAACAUACGGAGACUGAGGAGAAGCCGGAAGAGAGCUCCGUGAACUGGUGUUGUUACAAUCCAGUGCAGCAGUCUACGGUCAUAGAACAUCCAGAGAAAGAGGUUUCUGAAACCGCCUCAUUAGAAGAGAAUCUGCAAGAGGAAACAGAAACUAUAACAACAAAUAUGUUCUCAGACGCCGGUGAGCAGCGUAGUUGUUCAGAAGAGAGCCCAGAACAUCAAACAGAGGGAGAGUGUGCCGGAAAAAAAGAGGCCCCAGAGGCGUUGGAAGAAGAGCAGAAACGAGAGGGACACGAGACGUCCUUCAUUUCGGAACGGUCGCUGGAUUUGGAGAGAACAGGACCCAAGCUCCCCAAAGACUCAAUUACACCUCGACACCACUCUAAUGAGAACCUGCAGAGUGGAAGGCCUCUCUGCAGCAGUGCGGACUUAAGUCCUUUUCAAAGUUCCGAGAGUCCAAUCAAGAUGGAGAUCAUAAGCAGUGGCAUUCGUGAACUCCAGGAGAGGUGACGUAGGCAGCACUCGUGACGAGUAAAACAUAGAAAGUGCGGGCUGAUGAAGAGCCCUUUAGCUGAGUAAAGUCAAUGAUUUGGUGACAUCAGAACUGAGGCCAAUUAUGUGAGAUACACCUAAACUCUCCAGCUGCCACACAGGAAAAAUGGAGAAGGACAUUUCAUCUGUCGUGUAAUUCUCUAAAUAAAUGAUCAUUUGACCAAAAGCUACACACGGUACAUUGUGAU
Molecule: messenger RNA, 1856 nt
Organism: Pseudoliparis swirei
Lineage: Eukaryota; Metazoa; Chordata; Actinopteri; Perciformes; Liparidae
Product: lebercilin-like
Biological process (GO): intraciliary transport
Cellular component (GO): axoneme
Source: RefSeq, a predicted model, not a curated record